CAUCAGCUUAAGGAACCUGUGUGUUUGUUUGACUGGCAGGUAUGUUUGUCUCACUCUCAGUCUCACCUAAAUUCUUUCUUUCUUUCCUUUUCCUUUCGCUCAUUUUUCUUUCUUCCCUUUCUCCAAUCUCAUCUCAGUCAUUCAAUUCCCUUCACAACCAAAUCCAUCCAAUGCUUUAUUUUCCUUUCAAGGAAAUAAAUUUCAGUUUACAAUUGGGGUAAGCUGAAUUUUUCGGAUUUUCCUAACUCUCACAAACUGGGCAUAUUCGAACACAAUUCAGAGUCUCUAAUUCAACACAAAGUUUUCAUUUUGAGUUUAUUUACACGUGGCUUCACUUCCUUAGAUUUGUAUGUAAAUUCCAUCUUUGUUCAUGUAUGGAGUUGUAGUAAAUUAGUAAUAGUCUCUCUUAUACCUUCAGUGUAAAUUUUAAGAAUGAUACAUAGAGUUGUGUCUAUUGAUUACUACUUGAUCAAACCCUAGUGGCAUAGGUUUUAGCUUUUUUGUUUUUUCGAAUUUUUUAUGAACUAUAAUUUUGAUAUGUAAGAUCUGUGAAGAUGCUUAGAACAUAGGCAUUGAUGUCAUUUAUCUGCGGGCUUCCUAUACUUGAGUGUGUUUAUUGUCUGGCCUGUGCUCGUUGGGUUUGGAAAAAAUGUCUGUACACUGCAGGCUAUGAGAGUGAAAAUUGGGGCCUGGCUACUGCUCAAGAAUUUGAGCCUGUGCCUCGAAUUUGUCGGCUAAUCUUAGCCGUCUACGAGGAGGAUAUUCGUAACCCUCAAUGGGCUCCCCAAGGAGGUUAUGGCAUUAAUCCUGACUGGGUUAUCUUGCGUAAGGACUAUGGCGAUAACCAAGGUCGUGUUACUCCCUACAUGAUAUACCUUGAUCAUGAUCAUGCAGAGAUCAUACUGGCUGUUAGUGGACUCAAUUUAGCAAAGGAAAGUGAUUAUAUAGUUUUGCUUGAUAACAAGCUGGGACAGGCAGAAUUUCAUGGUGGAUAUGUUCAUAACGGGUUAUUGAAGGCGGCAGGCUGGGUUUUUGAUGCAGAAUAUGAGAUUCUCAGGGAGCUAGUAGCUGAAAAUCCAACUUAUAUGCUAAUAUUUGCUGGGCAUUCUCUAGGGGCUGGGGUGGUUGCAUUGUUGACAAUGUUAGCGGUUCAUAAUCGAGACAAAUUAGGGAUACAGAGAAACAAGAUAAGAUGCUUUGCAAUAGCUUCUCCCCGGUGCAUGUCUCUCAACUUGGCUGUAAGAUAUGCAGAUGUGAUCAAUGCUGUUGUACUCCAGGAUGAUUUUUUGCCUCGAACAACUGCCGCACUAGAAGAUGUCUUCAAGUCACUUUUAUGUUGGCCCUGUCUAUUGUGUCUAAUGUGCUUAAAGGAUACUUGCACACUGGAGGAGAAGAAGCUUAGAGAUCCAAGGCGUUUGUAUGCACCUGGUCGUCUCUAUCACAUUGUGGAGCGAAAGCCCUUUAGGAUAGGAAGAUUUCCACCUGUUGUUCGGACAGCAGUACCUGUUGAUGGGAGGUUUGAGCAUUUAGUUCUUUCUUGCAAUGCAACUUCUGACCAUGCCAUCAUUUGGAUAGAGAGAGAAUCCGAAUGGGCUCUCAAUUUAAUGCGAGACAAAGAUGAGCAUAUGGAAUUUCCAGCAGAGCAGAAGAUGGAGAGGCAUGAAUCUAUAGCUCGAGAACACAGUGAAGAGUACCAUGCAGCCCUUCAGAGGGCAGUUGCUUUGGAUAUUCCACAAGCAUAUUCACCUUCAUCAUAUGGAACAUUUCAUGAAAUAGAUGUUGGGGAGGAUUCUGGAAGAUCAAGUGGCCAAGGUUCCUCCUUGUCUCAUAAAAAGAAACGAACACAAAGUUGGAAUGAAUUUGUUGGACGCCUGUUUGAUGUAGAUGACUCAGGUCAUAUGGUGAUCAAAAAGACUUCUCCAUAAAAUAUUUCUUUCGAUCAAAGCUUAAUAAAGCACUAUUUGCUUCUUCUUCGGUC
This is a messenger RNA of Cajanus cajan (pigeon pea), 1978 nucleotides long. RefSeq lists its product as uncharacterized. Lineage: Eukaryota; Viridiplantae; Streptophyta; Magnoliopsida; Fabales; Fabaceae. The record is from RefSeq and is a predicted model, not a curated record. Gene Ontology annotation, biological process: lipid catabolic process.